Molecule: messenger RNA, 2038 nt
Organism: Rhagoletis zephyria (snowberry fruit fly)
Lineage: Eukaryota; Metazoa; Arthropoda; Insecta; Diptera; Tephritidae
Molecular function (GO): nucleic acid binding; zinc ion binding
Source: RefSeq, a predicted model, not a curated record
CUUCAACUUGGAACAGAUAAGCAAGAUGCCUAAUUCCGUCGGAGGCAGACCAGUUACGCGCUCAUUGUUUGCCGUACAAAAGGAAGCUACCUUCCGCGACCCGAUUAAAAUCGAUGGCCAGGAGAUUAAUAUUGCCGAGAUCACUGCUGGCGCUGCAAAUACUGGCGCUGCCUAUCACACCGAUGCCACUAAAAUCUUCAAAACGUACGAAGACUUAACCACCACCGCAGCUAUUGACAAAGAUGCCACUACCGCCGUUGCUAUUAACGGAGAUGUCACCACCGCCGCUGUUAUUACUAAAGAAUCCACCGCCGCCACUGAAGUUAGCAAAGAUGCCACUACCGCCGCUACCAACAAAGACGCCACUAAAACCGUAAAUUCGCACUCCAUCGCCGCUGCUACCGCUGUGAACAACGACGCUGACAGCAAAACCGCAGCCGCUACUAACAUUAAUGUGGUCGAACAUACCCUCGACCCAAGCAAGAAACUCGAGAUCAGCGAAACUGACUUAGAUCGCAAAAUAGCAAUCCUACAAAAGGAACAAGAAUUACUGCUGCUGCAAAAGUCCGUUGCCAAUUUGAGGCGCGAGUGCCAAGAAACAAAUUACGAUAGCGCCGUCGGGUCCAUCUGGUCCAACAUGUCAAGCCGUCUGACCUUUCGUGACAUUGAGCAUACCAUUACGAAAUUUGAUGGUGAGAACAGAGCAUACAGUGUGCAUGACUUCAUACGCAACUGCGAAAGAGUCGUGCAGAUGGUGAACGCUGAUGACAUCUUUAGGUAUACGUGUCUGUGCAACACCAUCACCGGAGACGCGAAGCUAUUGCUAACCAGAGAUGUGCUUUUGAUCACCGAAUUCGGUCGAGUGGUGAGCCGCAACGAAGUCUACAAGGCGUUGGCUAACCAUAAAUGGGACAAAGAGUGCAGCGUUCGGCGAUACGUUUUGGAGAUGGAAAACAUCGCUGCCCGAUGCGACUAUGUCGAUGAAUUCGAGCUGAUCAACUUUAUUGUAGAAGGAUUGCAAGACAACUCGCCCGAGGCCUAUCUACUAAUGAAUGCCCGAACAAUGAAAGAUUUUAAGGAGUCGUUGGAUUUGUAUGAACGACGCCGCUCUUGUCGGCUAUAUAACCGAGAGGCUGCUACCAAAUCAAAGCCAACAAAGUCAAGCACGCCCAAACCUGAAGAAGCCGAAGUCGCCGAGGUACGGUGCUUCAACUGCACUCGCAUGGGGCACUUCCAAAGCAAAUGCCAUACGAGAAAAGGCCUGAUGGAAGCUGCUUUCGUUGCUGGAAGAUGGGCCAUGACCACCGAAUCUGCACCUAUCCGAAGAAGAAUCUAGCACUAAAGAAGAGCAGAGCCGCAGUAAUCGACAACAGGGAUGAAGACUAUUGUUACCAACAGUUGGGGUCUAUGAAUAUGUCCGGUUAGCUUUAUUCGGAGGUCCGCCGUGCCAGUUCAGGUUGACGGAACCGCUGCAAAAUCAAUUUAUCGAGGUUUAGGAAGUUAUAGAUUGCUAACAUAUGGAAAAAUAAAAACUGAAAUAAAGUUCAAAAAUAAAAUAAAAUCUCUUGUUUUGAAUAUUGUGCCUGAUGAUACAAUGACAAUUCCGCUAAUUUUGGGUCGAGACUUUCUAAGAGAAUUUAACAUUCACUUGUGCUCACUGAGCAAUACAACAAACAUGAACUUCAUAAAGCAUUCAAACGAAGCAAAAGAUAAUUUGCUAUAUGGAAAAUCGUAUUUCUGUGCGCUUAACUUGAAUGGUACUGCUAGUGUUCAGGGUAAAAAGGGUUAUUCAGAACCAUACGAUAAUGGACAUUAGAACAAGAUAGACUAUGUGAAUGAAUCAAAAGCUGACGCGAUGUCUCAGGGGUCCUGUAGCGAAGGCCUAUGCCCCUUCGAUAAAUUUUUUGAUGAGGUUAACUCAGGAGAACUAAGUGCUUGCGUAACUGAGGUAAACAUAAACCAGGGAUUAGAAGCAAAGGAUAUCGACACCUUAGAAAAAACUUUCGAGUGUAACUAUUUGAAAUCAGAAGAUAUCAAA